AUGCUGAAACCGUUAAAAAAUUUGCUGACCUAUUUGCAGAGAAAUGCUAAUAGUUCGAACAUAUUCGGAUUAACAACUACAUCAUCAACAACAAUGGGUCCAACCGAACAACCAAGGCUGGAGGAAACUAUAAUGAUUGCGAACGAGGUGCUGCCAACCGACGAUGUGGAUCCUUUGUACGAUCCACUAGCGGUGGAUGAGUGUCCUGUUCCGGGCGCAAACACGUCCAGUGGAAGCAUUGGCAGUGAAGAUGACGAGGGAGUUUCAGCCGGCGAGAUAACGCUGGUCGAUGUAACCUCACUGAAGUCUAAACUGACUGAACAUGAGCUAGACACAGAUGACGAUGACGAUGUCUUAGAGCCACAGGAAUCAGGUGCGGGUUGCGCUCAGGCUGUCGUAGAGGUGGCUGACGAACUGUCUGAUACUUCCUGUGAAUUACUCUCGUCGGAAGAGGUGGUGGAUGUUUUGGAUAGUGUUACAAUAAUCCACAUGAACGAUAACAUCGAUGAGAAUGAAGUCAUCCAAGUCGAUAGUGAUCUGUCGGUUGAAUAUCAAACGUUGAACACGUCCGGAGAGUCAGUGGCAGGAGAAACCGUGAAGCCUUUGGAGGAAACGUGCCCAAUUGUGACCGUUAAAGAACCCGAUCAAACUAAACGCCAACUAAACGGACAUUUCGUUGACGUUGUGGAAUUGCCGGAUGGAUCGGUUUGUACGGAAGCGGGCGAGGCGACAACCGUGGAACAAAUACAGGGAACCAACGGUGAAGAGGAGGAAGAAGCGAGCGAUGGUUCUGAUUCGGGUCUAGGGUUGGAACCGUCCCGAAAUGUGGCAACGUGCGGCGAUAGUACCAGCAAUAGCCCAUUGGAACGAGUUCCAAUUAAAAGUAGCCUAAAGCGAAGAUCGGAAUCGUUAGGUCUCACAGGGGAAGCUUCCAUCCAGGAAGAAAAGGACAUUGGAAUUAGAGAUCAGAAGCGGAUCAAGAAGGGCAUUACCUUCGACGGUGUGACUGUGUAUUAUUUUCCUCGCAUGCAAGGCUUUGGCUGUGUCCCGUCACAAGGUGGCUGUACGUUGGGGAUGGAAUAUCAGCACGUCCACUCCAGGCGACUUACCCUUUCCGAACACUCGGCUGAGCAACGUAAGGUACACCGCCAACAGUUACAGGAGUUGAAUCCUCGAAGUUCCUCCAGCGAUGAUACCAGCAGUGAGGAGGAACCAAGCGAGAGUGCCUCGGAGGCCGAAAGCGAAUCGUAUGGGUUUCUUCAACCGGUCACUACCCGUCAACGGCGAGCGUUACUCAAAGCAGCUGGCGUGCGGAAGAUCGAUCCUACGGAAAAAGACGAAUGCCGCGAGAUUCGAACCUCGCGUGAAGUGUGUGGCUGCACGUGCCGUGGAUUCUGCGAUCCCAAUCGUUGCCCGUGCAGUCUAGCGGGCAUCAAGUGCCAGGUGGAUCGACCCAGCUUCCCCUGUGGCUGCACACACGACGGCUGUGCGAAUACGGCAGGACGCGUAGAAUUUAAUCCUGGUCGCGUCCAGACGCACUACAUGCACACCCUUAUGAGACUGCGCAUGGAGGGUAUUGAUAACGUGAUCGAUACGCGGCAAUCGAUGCUGCUAGGGAACGCAAGUGGAAGUGGUACGAAUGCUUCCGUGCUACUUAAUGCAAGCAGUGCAAGCAAAGGUGAUAGCGGUACAGCUGAAAGCGGUUAUGUGAUGGGUAGUGAAAAAAAUUGGUCCCACGGACCGGUACGAUUACCGCCAGGGAUGGUGGUCUACGGGGCAGGGAUGCAUCCCGACCAUUCCCUUGGCAGCAACGAUAUGGGCGACGGGAUUGGAACGAUGCAUCAGUCCCAGGGAACACUACACGCCUCUCAUUCGCAUUCCCUGCAACAGUUUGGCAACCAUCUCGCGCAUCAUCAACCCUCGAUGGCAAUGCUGCACGGAGGUGGCCAUCUGCAGCAUCACCACGCCGCACAUCAAGCUUCGUCAUAUCUCAAUCAUCAAGGGGGAGAGGUUUCAGGGCAAAAUUAUCUAGUUGCUUCGGUUUCCAGCGCAUCGCAUAUGCUCAGUGCUGGUCUUUCGCCAAGUUCGAUGGGAUCGCUCGACGUACAAUAUGCCUUCAGAAAUUACUAUCCAGUAAGUGGAGGAGGAGGAGGAGGGAUUGGAGCAGUGAGAGGUGGACCAGAAUUAGUAGCAACAACCACGGGAUCGUCACAACACUCGCCUUGUAGCAGCUCCGAACCAACGCAGCACGUGGGCGCGUAUUAUGGCGACAAUUAUGCAGCGUUCGAAGUAGUAGGACCAAGCUCCUCCUCACUGUCCAGUGGGACUGAUCAUUACCGGCAAGAGCAUCUCACGAUGCCGGAUGCACUUUUGCCUUUGCAUGUGCACGAUCCGGCGGGUAGUGGAACGACAGCGGCACGUGAGAACAUGCUUACAACGGGGCAUGAUCGGCAUCAUCAGCAGAGUUCCUUUGGGCAUUCCCAUCACCCGCCUAGCCUUCAGACGCAAAGAGUCGACCGUGUCAACGAUGCAUGCGAGUCUGGCGUACCGAGAGUGCCUAACGUUGGCGCUGGCGAUCCUACCGUGGAAUCGCUAGACACGCUAAUUGGUUCUAAUUUCGCCUGCACCGAUUCGACCAGAUCCAUCGAUCUGGCAAUGCUACCUUAUGCGAGUUCUACUCCUGCAACGGCUGAUGCUGCGCGUGUUUGUGAACAAGAAGUAGCUCCUCACGAUGAGUCAAUAAUCAUUUCGGAUAAUGAUUCAACCGAAGGUGUAACUAAUUUGGAGGAUGUUGAAACACCCACCUUGGAGACGUUGGUGGGGCAAUCUUCUGUGAUGGAUAGAGAUGGUAAAACAGCGGACAGGAGUGCAUGUUCUUCAGUUGAAAUAAUAUCAAUGGAGCCCGGAGUAAGCUCGCGACCUGUUGUUUCCAUUGAAAGUACAAGCUUUAUCGAUUUGACGGCACCACAUGCCGGCAACACCGAACGCCUGGAAGCUAUCAACGAUAUGCUAGAGAUCAGCCGGCACACUGCCAGCAUCGCUCAACGAUCGAUUGUGGCAGAGGAGGACGACGAGUUGCGCGAUUUCCGACAUCCUCCGCCAUCAAGCACUGUAGAGGAACCUCUCGUGAUUAGCGACGAUGAUAAGCAAGACGUAAUAUCGAGCUGCAACGUGAGGUUAGAAAGGCUACAAACCACCGGGAGCACUAUUAAGGAUGCUCUGUCACAAAAUGACUCUGAAUCACCUGCGGGCACUCGUAAGGAUACCGAAUUUACCAACACAUCGAAUGGCAUUGCUGAAGAUUCUACCGAGCAGCAGCAACAAGAGCAAAUUCAAAGUACGUCAGCUAAAACGGAUGCCUCGAAAAGGUUCGGAACGCUGCUCGAAAAAAAUCUAGACAGCAAUGGUGUAUCCUCUUCGUACGCUGCCACCACCGACUCGCCUGCCUUGGUCCCGUCGUCGACAGACUCACCACCAACGUCGGCAUCACCGGAACCAAGUGAGAAUUUAUGCGAAAUCAUAAAAAAUAGUAUCGUGGAAACUGCUGUUUUGCACUGAAACAGAUACGUAUAG
Messenger RNA from Anopheles nili, 3573 nucleotides. RefSeq lists its product as uncharacterized. Gene Ontology annotation, cellular component: nucleus. Gene Ontology annotation, biological process: regulation of transcription by RNA polymerase II. Gene Ontology annotation, molecular function: DNA-binding transcription factor activity, RNA polymerase II-specific; sequence-specific DNA binding. Lineage: Eukaryota; Metazoa; Arthropoda; Insecta; Diptera; Culicidae. The transcript is spliced from 3 exons. The record is from RefSeq and is a predicted model, not a curated record. The coding region runs from base 1 to 3558 and encodes 1185 amino acids.